AUGGCGCAUUUGUCGAAACGAGUGUCAUUCGAAGACCAGACUACAGAAUAUGGAAUCUGGAUCGUCGUCACCAUAAUAGCCACCAUCAUCAUCAUAUCCGGCGUUGUUGCCGCCCUCGUUAUCCUUGUCCUGAAGUACAGGCAACAGCAAUCCUACAGCCAAGUCCACUGCAUUGAUUCUCAACCCUCGAGCGCGAAACUGCCACAAACGACGCACAGUAUGUCUGUACACAAUGUUUUGGAAUCCGGAAAUGAGGACCAAAGAAAUUACAUUAUUCGAAAGUCGCUGGCCGGCCGGAUGGCAUCAACCGAGCCGCACGUUGGGCCUGCGACUCACCUUUACAAAGCAGACCGAAGUGGGAGGAGCAGUGAUCAAGGAGAAUACAUCUGCCAGAUAAAGAAAACGGGCUCUUUAUUAAAAGACUGGAAGCAGUUUGAGGCGGGACUACGGAGGGACAAGUCGAGAUCGCCGACUCGCCAUCCCAGCGUGAUGAUGCUGACACACCCACCAUCUGCGCAAAGAGCCUCUGAUCCAUUCGUCCCGGAUAGUACACGGCUCAACAGCGCCGAAGAGGUGGUUGAAGAGGAGGAAGAAACUACUGACGUGAGCAAAGGGUGUAACACAGGGCCGCAGAUGCAGGUCGAGUGGGGUGGACAGAGGUAG
Molecule: messenger RNA, 663 nt
Organism: Metarhizium robertsii ARSEF 23
Lineage: Eukaryota; Fungi; Ascomycota; Sordariomycetes; Hypocreales; Clavicipitaceae
Exons: 1
Coding region: 1-663 (220 amino acids)
Source: RefSeq, a predicted model, not a curated record